CAAACACAACACAGCUGUUUGGUCCACCAGUAGAAUUUAGGAAAAAAAAAAACAGCGAUAACUCGUGUAUUAAAUCUUUUUGCUAUUCUUAAAUACGCAGAAGAUGAAAUCAGCCCAGAGCACUCACCGCGAAGGUUAUCCAUUUCCGGGCAAAUACACCGUGCAGUUCAAAUAUUUCAAGUUCAAUCCCAAAUUGAGAACAACCAAACGGCAAACGGAUCAGCCGCUGGUGAUAGUGAAUCCAGAGAAGAAGGAGUGUGCUCUUUCGAUAGCUCCUUCGGAUUGCGAGCAACCCGUCAGGUAUUCGGAACAAGACAAUAUUCAAAACAAACAUGAAACUUGCCCUAAAAGAACUUGUCCGACGUGUGGCAAGGCGGUAAAGGAUCUGAAAUCUCAUACCUUAAUUCACACCGAUUCGAAAAACUUUCCGUGUAGUUUCUGUGGCAAGGAGUUUACCUAUAAAAGUGAUCGGACUUUGCAUGAGAACAUUCACAAAGGGCUGAAACCGUACAAAUGUACUCAAUGUUCGAGCUCGUUCGCCCACCGGAAAUCAUUGCUUACGCAUAAGGUAACUCACAGUAAAUCGCGCAACUACAAGUGUGUUAUAUGCGGUAAAACUUACGGUCAUCUAAUUAUUCUAAAGAAGCAUCUAGCAGCGCACAACAAUGAUCGGCGAUUCAAGUGCUCCGUUUGUGACAAGGCUUUUUUGACAAAACAAGUUCUCCAAAACCACAUGCUUGUGCACAGCAAUGACCGUCCCCAUGGGUGCCACAUCUGUCCGAAACGAUUUCGCAGAAUUGAUAAUUUAAGGACACACUUGAAAAUCCACAAUCAAGAGACUACCGAAGUGGUGUCUCAUCCUAAUCGGGAUGCUGCAGAUGAUGAUACCGUCUUUGUAGAUAUUGACCAAACCGACAGCCAACCGGGCGGAGCGCUAACACUCGAGCCGUACUUCUCGCGAUCGGAAAUUGAAGUUCCAGAGGAGUUUGGUUCGAUGAAUCAGCAGUCCUACACCGAAGAAAGUUACGAAGAUCAGUUGGAUCGAUUGGUUGGAGGGGAGAGCUAUUCGCUGUCAUGGGAAAAUGAUGGGUAUCAAUUCUAGUGAUGAUACGUGUUUGACCCAUGGUGUAUCAAUCACAAAAGCUAAUCGUUUUUCUAGUAAACGUUGAGUAAGGGAAACGUUAGGGUUGGAUGCUAUCGGAACUUAUAACUGAGCAUCUUAACGAUGUAUGGUAAGCCGAAGAAGUCAUCGACGUACCAUCCAGCGAACGCCAUGGCUUUGGCCGCUAUCAGGAACGUAACGAUUCAUCGCUGCAUUGUCAUAGCCGACAACUUCAAAGCAAACAAACGCUGUCCAAUCAACUAUCGAUAAGAGAACAGGCGCUGCUUCGCGGAGUGUAUGGUAUAAAAGGUGCUCCAGCGAUGACCAGUUCAGGUAUCGGUGAUUUUUAUAGCGCCGAAAGAUAAAUUUUCCACCAAAUUCGAUUGUGGAAAUUAAACCAAUCUUCCGACGCUUCGAAAAUUCUUACCUCAAUUCACGUCAGGAAUACCAUUUUCCUCUUGGUAUAUUUCCUCGUAUAAUUAAUAUGUAAGCAAGAAAAAAUACGAAAUAGUAUCAAUAAAAUUCUGAAAACAAUCAGAAUCGUUUGAAAAAACAA
Messenger RNA from Wyeomyia smithii (pitcher-plant mosquito), 1658 nucleotides. RefSeq names its product zinc finger protein 43-like. Lineage: Eukaryota; Metazoa; Arthropoda; Insecta; Diptera; Culicidae. The transcript is spliced from 3 exons. Gene Ontology annotation, molecular function: DNA-binding transcription factor activity; RNA polymerase II cis-regulatory region sequence-specific DNA binding. Gene Ontology annotation, biological process: regulation of transcription by RNA polymerase II. The coding region runs from base 104 to 1102 and encodes 332 amino acids. The record is from RefSeq and is a predicted model, not a curated record.